AUGGACGCAUCCAACCCAGCCUGCGAGCACUGCAUCCAGGGCACCAUCCACACAGGUCAGCCCACCGGCAGCGAAGCCAGCCUCCACGACCUAAACGUCUACAUCGCAAACCCACCGAGCGGCACGACGCCCAAGGCCAUCAUCGUAAUAUACACCGACGUCUUUGGGCUGCCCCUGCCAAACAACAAGCUGAUCGCAGACGCGUACGCACGAGCAGGCUACCAGGUCUACAUGCCCGAUUUCUUCAAGGGCGACCCGGUGGCACUCGACAUAGCAGACGUGCUGCUGCCCGUGGACGCCGGGGCGCAGUGUGCGCUGCGCAAGUACACGGGGAUGCUGGCCAAGGGGCCGAGUUUCGUCAUGUGGAUGACGCGGCAUGGCGAGAAGAAGACGAACGAGGUGUGUAUGGCGUGGCUGCGGAAGCUGCGGGCGGCGACGCCUGCGAGCACGAAGAUUGGCAUGGUCGGGUUCUGCUGGGGCGGCAAGUAUGCGAUUCGGGCUGGGCUGGCGGCGAAUCGGGUGGCUGUUGAUGGGAGGGGAGAGGUGCCGCUUGUGGAUGCGGUGGUGGCGCUGCAUCCGUCGCAUCUGGCUGUGCCGGGGGAUGUUGAGGGGUUGGUUGUGCCUGUGAGCUAUGGGUGGGGCUUGAAGGAUGAGGGUGUGAGUAUUGCGACGAAGGGCAAGGUAGAGGAUGUGCAUGCGGGGUUGAGAGCAAAGGGUAGUAAGGUGCCCGAGAUGGAGCAUCGUGUCUAUGAGCCGGGACGGCAUGGCUUCGCUGUCAGGGGAAAUCCGGAUGAUCCACAGGAGAGGAAGGCGUUGGAGGAUUCAGAGAAGCAGGCUCUGGAGUGGAUGGAUAAGCAUCUUUGA
This is a messenger RNA of Pseudovirgaria hyperparasitica, 864 nucleotides long. Its product is annotated as alpha/beta-hydrolase. Lineage: Eukaryota; Fungi; Ascomycota; Dothideomycetes; Acrospermales; Acrospermaceae. The record is from RefSeq and is a predicted model, not a curated record. The coding region runs from base 1 to 864 and encodes 287 amino acids. Gene Ontology annotation, molecular function: hydrolase activity. The transcript has a single exon.